This is a messenger RNA of Striga hermonthica, 1521 nucleotides long. NCBI's taxonomy places the organism in Eukaryota, Viridiplantae, Streptophyta, Magnoliopsida, Lamiales, Orobanchaceae. The record is from the annotation of a GenBank genome assembly.
AUGAUGUCCGUCAAAACCCUCAAAUCCCUUCUCCGAAACCCUAAAUUGAGCUCACCAAUUUCUCAAAUCCACCACUAUACCUCCAAACCUUCUUCGCUUCACAACCCUGCAAUUCAGUUCGUUCUAGAUGCAGCUCGAGAAUCACAUUCCUCUAAAACUCGAUUCGAUUCCCCUGUUCGGAAUGAGGGACAGGAAAUUUUGGCCCAGAAACAUAAAGGGGCUUCUUCUGGAAUCCAGGUUUGGCAUCCAUGGAGUGAAUGGGGGGAUUUCAUGAAGAGAUUGCUUAGAGAUGGGUAUUUCGAUGAAGUUGGGAAUCCAUUUGAGCCUGCUCGAGAAUUGGGUAGUAAGGAGGCGAAUUUGAUCCGAACUGCUUCACUCAACUUUGCGCGCGAUCAUUACCAGCUAAUAAGGUACUUGUCAAGGAAAGAUAUUAUGGUAGUAGCUGGGUCCGGAUGUCCGAGCACAGACCGUAAAGUUGUCAACUCCGGAAAACGUAUGAGAUAUCAUGUAGGAAUUGAUGAAGGGAAUGUUUGCAGCUCGUGCAUUUUAAGAGGUGAAUGUGAUAGAGCAUACGGCAAGGCAAGUGAGGGUGAAGGUGGUAGGACGGUGGACAUAAUGCGUUUAGUAUUGACAUAUGGUCUUGAUCCUAUAGUUGAUUCUGUGGAAAACAAGCCGUGCUUGAACAAAAGGGUUAAGGAAUCUGUAAGAACAUUAUUGAAACAAAUGGUCGAAAUUAGAGUUGUGGGACAUGAUGAGGAACAACCAAAAACCGCCACUCGGGUGUGGUCCCAGGAGAGUGAUGUUCACCAGCAAAGGACUCAAUUUGCUGGCCCAAUGAAGCACGGUGACUGGAUUUGUCCCAAAUGCAAUUUCCAUAAUUUUGCCCGAAAUAUCAAGUGUCUGCGAUGUGACACCUUCUCUGAGGAAAGACUACGAAAAGUAGCAGCAGAACAAGAAAACCUUCCUUUGAAGAAAGGAGACUGGGUUUGUGGCAAAUGCAACUUCUUAAACUUUGCUAGAAACACAAAGUGUUUACAAUGCAAGGAGAAGCCUCCUAAACGACACUUAAAUCCUGGAGAAUGGGAAUGCGACUCGUGUAAUUACAUCAACUUCAGGAGAAACAUGGUAUGUCUGAAGUGCGAUCAUAAGAGACCAAUUGCUUCGCACAGUGCUGGCACUGUCUGUCAACACGCGAACAACAGUAUAAGAAACCACCAAACUCGGGCGCGGCUUGGACAAGACAAUAAAAGUGGUUAUGAGGAUUAUGAUUCACUGGAAUUUGUGGAGGACAGGGAUGAAGAUGACGAUAGUGUUAGGUCAUGGGACAUGCGCUUUCCAGUCGCUGGGGGUAAGAGUGACUUCUCACAUGAAAUGCGGAGGCGAGAAUUGUGGAGAAUGGAAAUGGCAAUGAAUGGCAAGCAUGAGGGGCAUGAAAAGACAUUCAUCGAGUCUGUUGAUAGUGACGACGGCGCAGAGGAGGAGGAGGACAUGGCUGAAUGGUUUGGAGGUGUAAAGAAGUGA